Molecule: messenger RNA, 18163 nt
Organism: Pelobates cultripes (western spadefoot toad)
Lineage: Eukaryota; Metazoa; Chordata; Amphibia; Anura; Pelobatidae
Source: the annotation of a GenBank genome assembly
UUUUUUUAUUAUCUGCCAAAGAUUCAUAAGAGAUUGGAAAAUCCCCCGGGAAGGCCAAUAAUUAGUGGUAUUGGAUCUCUAACCAGUAAUAUUUCUCAAUAUGUUGAUUUUUUUCUGCAACAGUUUGUUACCAAAACUCCAUCUUAUGUUAAAGACUCUGCACAAAUAAUAUCAGAACUUGAGAAUUUCGAUUGGCAAAAUGAUUUUUUAUGGGCAACAGUUGAUGUUGCCUCCUUGUAUACGGUUAUUGAUCAUUCCAAAGGUAUACAAGCAGUAAAAGAAGUUCUUUAUGAAAAUCAAAGUAUGAACAAUUUACAAGCAGAUUUUAUACUGGACGCCAUUGAAUUUAUUCUCUAUCACAACUUUUUUUGGUUUAACGAUAAAUAUUAUCUCCAAACUUGUGGUACAGCCAUGGGCACCAGGUUUGCGCCGAGUUACGCAAACAUUUUUUUCGCGAAUUGGGAAAUGAAGAACAUUUGGAAAAAUAAUCCCUUCGGCGCAAACCUGGUGCUAUGGAGACGUUAUAUAGAUGAUGUUCUUAUUAUAUGGAAGGGACCAAGAACUCUCUUAGAAGAUUUUUUAAAAUAUAUUAAUUCUAACUCUUAUAAUCUGGUUUUUACAGCAGAAAUUAACACAUUGAAUAUUAAUUUUUUAGAUUUAACUUUUUUUAUUAAGGACGGACGAGUACAAAGUAAAGCUUUUUUUAAACCCACUGAUGGUAACAGUUUUAUUGAGUUUUCUAGUUGCCAUCACCCAAACUGGCUUAGAAAUAUACCCAAAGGACAACAAAUGAGAAUAUAUAGGAAUUGUACUGAAAAAGGUGACUUUGAAAAUCAAGUAGGGAUUUUAAAUAAGAAAUUUAAAAACAGGAAUUAUCCGACAAACUUGGUUUAUGAAUCACAAAAACAAGUAGAAAAAUAUAAUAGGAAGGAUCUCUUAAAAGGAAAAAAGAAGAAAGAAGGAAACAAAGAUUUUAAUACAGCCUUCAUAACGAAAUAUAAUAAUAAGGCACACCAAAUUGAAAAAAUAAUCAUGAAAUACUGGCCUAUUUUAAACCAAGAUGAAUUUUUAAAAAAUGUUUUACCUAAAAAGCCUCGGAUAAUAUAUAAAAAACCUGAGAAUUUAAAAUCUAUUUUAGCUCCUAGUGUUCUACCAGGGAUUAAGAGCAAUAGUGAAUUAGAUAAUUCAAAAAGUAAUUUUUUGAGAGAAAAACCAAAAGGAUUUUAUAAGUGCGGCAGAUGCAGCACUUGUAAAUACCAAUCGUAUAAAACACUUGAUUUUAAGAGCACCAUUACAGGGGAGUCUUUUAUUAUUAAACAUUUUAUAAAUUGUCAAAGUAAACAUGUUAUCUAUCUGCUACAGUGUAAAUGUGGCAUACAAUAUAUAGGCCGCACAAUAAGAACAUUGCACAUAAGAUUGUUGGAACAUUUUGGUGGAAUUAGAAGAAAAAGUAUAAAACAUAGUGUACCAAGACACUGUAAUAACUGUAAAGAUUUUAAAAUAGAAAAUUUUUGCUGUAUCGGUAUUGACCGGGUCAGCCCCCAUUGGAGAGGUGGAGACAUAGAAAAACGUCUGGCUAUGAAAGAAACAGAAUGGAUCUAUAAAUUAAAAACUUCUGUUCCAGACGGUCUUAAUACAGAUUUGGAUAUUUUAGUAUUUAUGGACUAAUUCCACCAAGAUGACAUGUUUUUUACAUUUAUUCUGAUUUUAAUGGCACAUUGGUUUAUAUUUGAUUAUAUAUAUUUUAUAUUUUAUACUGACUAUAUGAUCGACUGGAAAAUUAUUAACUUGUUUUUUCUCUCUUGUUUAUUCCUUUCUUUUUCUAUUUAUUGAAUAUUCGUCCUCUAUUGAGUUAUUUCUAAUUUGAAUUUUUUUGUAUUUUUAAUAUCCUCAACAGAAUUUUGUUGUUUUGGAGAGCCAUAUUAGUUUAAAACGACUUUAAAACUGUUUAAUACUAUGGUAUUUUAUGAUGAUGUUCUUAUCAUUAUGUAUUUUUAGAAUUAUGCCCUUGUAAAAUUAGGUUCUGUUCAAAAUUAUGUCCUGUCUAAAAUUAUGCUCUGCCUAAAAUACUGGCUUGUCUGAAUUAUGUCAGUUUAAAACAUCUUUAAAACAUCUAUAUAUCAUUAUGAUUACUGUUAUAUAUAUAUGAAUUGAAAUUAUUCUGAUUUAAUGUAAUAUGUUGGAUUCACAUAUUACUUCUACAUGCAUAUAAGCACAUAUAUACAUAUAUAUAUAUCUCUCUUUUUCGUUUUAUUUAUUGCUUUAUAUAUUCAUUUUUAUAUUUAAGUUAUAUUCAUUCACAUCAUAUGAUAUCUUCUCUAUAUAUGCAUUCAACAUAUAAUAGCAUCGGAACACACUGGUUUCAUUUUUGACAAGUCCCAGUGUUGUUAGUGUUGCUUAGAUUAAUAAAGUUUUUUGCAUGCGUUCCACGGUGGAACGCACAUGCACGUCGGACGCCGGCGAAUGGUAUGUCAUCACGCCGGCGCCCGCGCGCAUGCGCAAUUGCACAGAAAGAACGCCGCCCGGCAUAUUUAAACGCCGGUUAGAGAAGAUUAUGGAUCGCUCCUGAGGAAGUCUGAUUGAGAACAGACGAAACGCGUUGAGCAAACCCGGGAAUUGGAUCAGCUGAUGGUGAACGGUUUCAUCUGUCUCUGCUACAGCCUUUACACAGACGCCUACAGACUGCUAAGACCGGGAGAUUUAGCCUAUUAUAGGCAUCAGCACUUUAGCACAUAUUGAUUUUAUCAAUUGUGCCACACCGUUUGUGAGUGUUUUUAUUUAUAUGUUUUUUACCAUUUUGGAUUAAAAGUUUGCACUAUGAUGUUUUCUCUUUUUAUAUCUUUUAUGUGAAUAUCCUCAUCUGCUCGUUGGUGGGUAACUAUAUUCAGUUUGUAUAUCUGGUGAUAAGUGGCGCCCUAUUUCUGUAUAGUAUAUACAGCUCUGUUUUUUUUGCACAUUUGGUUAAGGGAUACAGGGAGUGCAUCCCCAUAUAUAGUGGCUUGCCUGCACUUCCUAAACGGUCAGUUCUUUUCACCAUCCACUCUCCGCUUUAUGUAUCAGUAUAAACAGAGAUUGUUCUGCAAUACCAACGCCGGCCAGUAGGGGUCGCUGUUUGUGUGGAGAGAGACAGUGAUAAGAAGUUACAGCAUCUCCCUACCUGCCUCUCUCUACUCACUGAGAGUCCAGACAGCAGCUCAGAGACAUGGGGAAGCUGAGACAUUGGGACACUGGGGAACAUGGGGAACAUGGGGACCCUGAGACACUAGGGACACAGUGGCUCCAUGUCUCUCAGUGGCCCCUAGUCUGUGUCCCCAUGUCUCACAGCCACUGUCCCUAGUGUUUCAGUGGCCCCAUGUCUCCAGUGUCCCCAUGUCUCUAAGUGUCCCCUAGUGUCUUAGUGACAUCAGGACACUGGGAGACAUGGGGACACAGACUCUAAGGGACACUGGGAGACAUGAGGAUACAAACAUCAGGGGACACUGGGCAACAUGGGGACACUGAGACACUAGGGUACACUGAGAGACAUGGAGGCACUGGGGGACACAGGGAGACAUGGGGACACUGGGCGACUUUGAGACCUAGGAAACAUGGGGCACUCCCAGUGUCCCCAUGUCUCCCAACCAGUGUCCAUAGUAUCUCAGUAUCCCCAUGUGUCCCUGGUGUCUCUCAGUGUCUGUAGUGUGCCAGUGUCCCUAGUGUCUCAGUGUUUCCUAGUCUCCCAAAGUCCCUUAGUCUCCCAAUGUCUCCCAGUGUCCCCAUGUCUCCUAGUGUCUCAGUGUCCCCUAGUUUAAAAGAAAAAAUCUCAGGCACUCACAGUGAUAGAUUUAGGCAGGUUUAUUGGACACUGCAACGUUUCAACCUGUACCCAGAUCUUUAUCAAGUCUCCAAUGUCCCUUAUGUAUCAGUGUACCCUAUGUAUCAGACUAUCUCAGUGACUGUCUCAGUGCCUCAUGUCUCUCAGUGCCCCAUGUUUCUCUGCCCGUAGUGUCUCUGUGCACGUAGUGCCUCAGUGUCCCCUCGUAUAAAAGAAAAAAAUUUCAGGCACUCACUGUGAUAGAUUUAGCCAGGUUUAUUGGACACUGCAACAUUUUGACCUGUACCCAGGUCUUUAUCAAGUCUCCAGUGCCCCCUAUAUCACAGUGUCUCAGUGCCCCAUGUCUCCCAGUGUCCCCAUGUCUCCCAGUGUCCCCAUGUCUCCCAGUGUCCCCAGGUCUCCCAGUGUUCCCUAGUAUCUGUGCCCCCAUGUCUCCCAGUGUCCCCAUGUCUCUCAAUGUCCCCUAGAGUCCUAGUGACAUGGGGACACUGUGAGACAUGGGGACACAGACACUAGAGGACUGGGAGACAUGGGGACACAUGUGUAUGUUCACCCUUUCGGCCGUUCUGGUUAUGUGAUUUGUGUCAGUGGGGAUAUGUGUUUUCUCAUAGUUGCAUCCUAUGAGUUUCCCUCCAGCACCAUCUCCAUCAGAUACAUGGCACUUAGGAGGUAGGACUGUUUUAGUGUUUUUGGUCAAUAAGAUUUUGUAAUUAGGCCCAUCAUAAUUAUCAGCACCAGGCCCACUGGGCUCUUAAUCCGGCCCUGUGCUCAUGCCAUUGUACAGAACACUGGUGAGACCUCAUUUGGAGUAUUGUACACAGUACUGGAGACCGUAUCUUCAGAAGGAUAUUGAUACCUUAGAGAGGGUUCAGAGAAGGGCUACUAAACUGGUUCAUGGAUUGCCGGAUAAAAUUUACCAGGAAAGGUUAAAGGAUCUUAACAUGUAUAGCUUGAAGGAAAGACGAGACAGGGGGGAUAUGAUAGAAACAUUUAAAUAUAUAAAGGGAAUCAACACAGUAAAGGAGGAGACUAUAUUUAAAAGAAGAAAAACUACCACAACAAGAGGACAUAGUCUUAAAUUAGAGGGACAAAGGUUUAAAAAUAAUAUCAGGAAGUAUUACUUUACUGAGAGGGUAGUGGAUGCAUGGAAUAGCCUUCCAGCUGAAGUGGUAGAGGGUAACACAGUAAAGGAGUUUAAGCAUGCGUGGGAUAGGCAUAAGGCUAUCCUAGCUAUAAGAUAAGACUAGGGACUAAUGAAAGUAUUUAGAAAAUUGGGCAGACUAGAUGGGACGAAUGGUUCUUAUCUGCCGUCACAUUCUAUGUUUCUAUGUUUCUAUCUUUCUACCCCCCUACAGCUCCCCUGCCCCCUCUACUCUACCCUACAGACCAUAAAAUCACUGCACCCCCUACAGUACCUUAAUCUCCUACAGCCCUCUACCCCCAACAGCUCUUAAAAUCCCUGCAUCCACUACAGACACUGUACCCUCUGCAGCCAUUCUAACCUCUCUACCCCUACAGCUCCUUUGCCCCUGCAGCCAUUCUAACCCAUGCAGGCCCUAUGACCCCUCUACCUCCUAUAGCCCUUCUAACCCCUGCAGCCCCUAUGACCCCUCUACCUACUAUAGCCCUUCUAACUCCUGCAGCCCCUCUACCCCCUGCAGCUCCUCUACACCCUGCAGCUACUCUGCCACUUGCAGCCCCUCUGCUACUUGCAGCCCCUCUACCCCCUGCAGACAUUCUAAUCCCUGCAGCCCCUAUAACUCAUCUAACCCCUACAACUCCACUGCCCCCUGCAGCCCCACUACUCCCUACAGCCCUUUUAAGCACUAUUUUGAAAGUUUGCAAACUCCAUCUGACACUGAUUGCAAGUUACACAUAUUCACUAAAUAUCCAUUUUAGGCAAAAGAAAAAACUUUAGCGCACCUUUUAUAUAUUUUAUUUGUUGUAUUAGGAGAGCUGUAGAGCUUUUACACACUAUAAAGGUACAGCUCCACUAUUAUUACAUUUAUCUUUUUUAUUUUAUUCUGUAGUACCGCCAUUUAUUCACUUGCUUUGUAUUUUUAUAACAUAAGUCACUGCAAUAGUAGGUGCUGAAGUAUAAAAGCUUGCUGCCUCAUCCGAUACCACAGAUUGGCCUCCACAGGUAAUACAUUGCAACGCCGGAGAUUGCUUCACCUCUCGUCCCAUCCAAGUAGUUGUAGCAAGCAUCAUGUGUAUGCCACGAGAUCCACUUGGUUUGCUGGGCUUUUUUGUCACCUUGACCUUGCGCCAUAGAGGGAGCCAUUGCCUCUUGUCUAGGGGUCUUCUCCAGCCGCAUGGUAGGGCCUUGGGUCCGCAAGGGCUCCAAGAUUCGAUGCCUCCAUUGAGAGUGUGGGUGGCUGGGUGUAUGUGGCUCCACUCAAGCUCCCAGCCUAGAAGAUUUGUUGCGAUCUGGGGCAGCUACAGGAGUCUGUGAUGUCACAGGUGAGUGAGGAGUAUAUGAGUGGCAUAAUAGUCGGUACCAAAAUUCUUGGCAAAGCUUUGAAGCUCUCAAUCCAAUUCUGGCCAUCAAGGCCCGCUUGCAGUAAGGAUUGUUUUGGUGUGGCCAUCAUUGAUUUGCACGCGGUCGCUGCAGGGGCACAGAUAAAGGCAGUGGUUUCAGUGAGGCAAGUGUGCCCAUUGGUAGACUGGGAUAUCCCCCCACGGUCCAGAGGGGGAUUGCGGGGCCAAGAAUACGCACUCUGGGAGGUUUGGUACCAGGCGGGAGAUCGACCGCUUCUCCCAGCCAGUGGGUCGGCACCUCGGGUAGGCCGCAAGACUGGACAGCAAAGUGUUAUGCUGCAUUUUUUCAGAGCCCAGAGAGGCCACUUCAAUGUAGCAACAUGCUUAGUUUGAAUUUGGGCUGUCAUCAACAGCGUUUUUGCAUUUAAUGUCGAUAUAGGGCUUAUAAUAUCCGGAGCUCCUAGAGAAUACAUCAGGCCCUGCCCCCCAUUAACAAUUUUUGCACUGUGGCAGGGUGUAUUAUCCUGAUGAAAGAGGUCACUGCCAUAAGGGAACACCAUUGCCAUUCACCUAAUCUAAAAGAAAACAUGAUUCAUCAGACCAGGCAACCUUCUUCCAUCGCUCCAUGCUCCAGUUCUCAUGCUCAAGUCCACCCACUUUUAGCGGUGGACUUUUGUGUUCUGACACUUUUCUAUCAUAGCAGCAUUACAUUUUUCAUCAAAUUGAGCUACAGUAGCUCUUGUAAUAUGACCUAGCCUUUGCUCCACAUGUGCAUUAAAGGACCACUAUAGGCACCCAGACCACUUCAGCUCAAUGAAGUGGUUUGGGUGCCAGGUCCCCCUAGUUUUAAUCCUGCAGCUGUAAACAUACGUCGAAGCUGAUGUCGGCUGGGGGAGGAGAGGUCACCAGCGCUGAGGGAGUCCGGAACUGGAUUAAGGUAAGUGGCUGAAGGGGGGGACCUAAUAACCCUAUAGUGCCAUGAAAAAGAGUUUGUUUUCCUGGCACUAUAGUGCUCCUUUAAUGAGCCUUGGUGCCUAUAACACUGGUUGUUCUUCCUUGCACCACUUUUGGUAGGUGAUUUGCUGUUUUGGAUAUACUCUGACCCAGUCAUCUUGCCAUCACUAGUUGGCCCUUGUCAAAGUCACUCAGAUCUUUAUGCUUGCUCAUUUGUCCUGCUUCCAAUACAUAAAAUUCAAGAAGUGACUGUUCACUUGCUUCUAAUAUAUCCCACCCCUUGACAAGUGCCAUUGUAACAAAAUAAUUAAUGUUAUUCACUUCACCUGUCAGUAGAGUUAAUGUAAUGGCUGAACAGAGUACUUUGAUGUAGUGAUUUUGGAUUAUGUGACUGCCAUUAACAUUACAAUCUCAGCAAACCAAAUAUUGUACAUUUUUACCUUUAAAACCAUAAUUCUCUCCUUGCAAUAUUUACUCCUUAACAUCCACAAAAUAAUUAAAAUUCUGGACAUAUGAGAACAUUUAGGACUAAUAAGUGGAUAAAGUAUGAGAUAUAUGUUUUUAGUUACACUAGUUGUGUAUUUAUUAUUAAAACGUGUUUCACAUAUUUUAAAACUGUAUUCAUACAUAAUACUGUGCUAUGCAUACAUAUAGAAUAUCAGAAGAAAGGUGUCACUGUCCUUUAAAGAACAAUAUAUAAUAUGUAUGUGGGCACUUUUAAUGGGACAAAUACAUAUCUAUGGUGCUAAAAAGGCCCUAGCCUUUACUAAAGGAGUGACUUUCAUGGUUGAAUAUAUUUACUCAAUGGAAUUGAAAUAUAUAUCUCUAGAAGUUAAACCAGCAACACAUUGCAUGCUGUGCCAAACAACAGCUCCUUUAUCUCCUCUGGUAAUAUCGCUUAGACCAAGGGUAGGCAACCUACGGCACUAGUGCCAUGCACAGCACUCGAGGUGACUUUGCAUGGCACUCAAGGCUGCUAGAGCCAAACAGGCUCUGUCCUAUCAGGAGUCCUAGUGAAACUUCAGAUAUCUGCUAAUACAAAGAAGUGGUGAAGGACAAUCCUCAAUUUAUUCAUUGCAGCACAUAGAGGAAGUGAUCUCAGAUCACUUCCUCUCAGCACUUGUGAAUGGAAAUCCACGCUGUAGUAGAGCAGCUUGCAGCUGCUAUUGCAGCUCCUAUACUUGAGCUAUACCUGGCCAGCCUGGUCCCCACUGGAUCCUAGGGAAGCCACCCAUACUGCUAGAUAUACACAGAAAUAAUAUGAACAGCCCAUACACAAACAUACACACAAUACCAACAAACGCAACACCACUAACUAACCACAUACAUGCACACAACCCCGCAUGCAGCAUCUCACAUGCAAUACCCCAAACAGCCCCCACACACUACCAAACACACAAGGUGACAUUUCCAUCCACACACAAUUCCACAAGCAGCCCUCAUACACAGCCCACAUUCAUAGGUAUCAUACACGAUACCAUAAAGUACUAAUGAACAUAUACAAUAUAAUAGCUCCUAUACGCACAAAUACAACGAUACAAAGCAAUUACAGUAAAAAUAACACAAGCAGAAUACGGCAACAUACACACCUCAAUUUAAAAAAAUAGGAUUGGCACGCUAAGGGACAUCACAAUGCUAUAUCGGCACAGUGCUGCUAAAAGGUUGUCUACUCAGUUGCCCCUUCUCCAAAAUAUCAUAUAAACUCAAAUCUAAUGCACACCUUAGAUUAGAUUCUAUGGUGAAUUAUAUUUGAGUACUAAUGGCACAUUAGAUUCAAGUACGAUUUCAGUACUAACAAAAAAGGAAAGCACAUUACAUGUGUACUACUCUCUUGCUUACCUAGUUGCUCCUCACUUUACGACCUACGGUCGCAGAUACUGGCAUCUCAUUGCAGGGCACUGGGGACACUCCUACUAACUUUCAGCUUGUCCCUAGCUAUUCUCGCGCCAGCCUGAAUAAACCCACCUCCUUUUAUGACGCGGCUAAUGAGUGUCAUGGCGCUAAGAACGCCACAGCCCGCCAAGGUGUUUGAACAAGAACAUUUUGGGGGCGUGGUUACCUACCUAAGUGAACACGGUAUUUAAAGAGAAAACAGGGAGAGACUCAUUGCCCUGUUGUGGUUCUUGUUUGACCCUAGAGCGCGUAUUCCCUAUUGGUAUUCUUGUAUUCUGACUUUGGCUUUGUUUGACUAUUCCUCCUUCUCUGUUCCCUUGUCCCCUAUUGUCCCCUAUUGUCCCCUUUGUCCCGGCUAUUGCAUUAUCGUUGAUCUUGAUUUCUGGUACCCCUGACGUUGGCUCAAUAUUUGACUAUUCCUUGUGUGUGUAGUGCUAGUCCAGCCAUUCUAAGGUCCGGUAUACAUUACUAGUAUUUGCAUUCUACGUGUAGGAUCCCCGAACGUUCCUGAUAGCAGUCUACUAAAUGAUCCAAAAACAAAAUACUGGCCCAUCAAAACCAUCUAUGAAAAUUGGCACGUCUCUUUUACAGCACUGUAGCUUAGUAUCUAUAGUAUCUAUGUCAUACAUUGGGCAUAUUAUUUUACUCAGAAGAGGUAACUGACCAUAAUUUGGGGGAAUUUAUGACAGUGGCACAUAUCAAAUGUAUGAAAUACCAAGCAAAAGUGCAACAUGAAUGUAAAAAAUGCAAUUUUUUUCCUCACCACAAAAUUUGACAUAAAUUAGUUAAAAAAUGGCGGCAAGUUAAGGUACAAUACAUACCAUAUAAGAUACCCUGGAGUGUCUUCUUUUUCUCAAAUGGAAGGCCUUUGUGGGGUUAUUUGAACAGUGAAACUGCCCCAAAAUGAGACAGAGGCCCAUCACAUCCAUCCAGUGGUGUAUCCUGGUUUUGUGCUGCCCUAGGCAGGACAAAACUCAGGGCCCCCCCCACCACCAGCCAGCCCUCUUCCCCCCCGCCCUAAAUACACACGCACAUUCACACAAGAUAUGCAUACACGAAACACACAACACACACACACACACUCACAGGCACACACACUCACAUAACAGACACACACACACCAGACACACACACACACACUAAGCAAGCACUGACACAGUCACACACACAUACACACUAACAGACAAACAGUCAGACACACACUCACUAGCAGACACACAAACUCACACACACUAACAAACACACACACACAUUAACAGACACACACUCACUGACACACACACUCACAGGCAAAAAACACACUCACACUAACAGACACACACACAGUCAGACACACACACUCACUAGCAGACACACACACACUCACUGACACACAGUCAGACACACACUCACUAGCAGACACACACACAUUAACAGACACACACUAACAGACACACACUCACUGACACACAGUCAGAAACACAGUCAGACACACACAUACACACUAACAAACAGUCAGACACACACUCACUAGCAGACACACACUAGCAGACACACACACAAACUCACACACACACUAACAAACACACACAUUAACAGACACACACUCACUGACACACAGUCAGACACACACAUACACACUAACAGACACACACUCACUCACUAGCAGACACACACACUCACACAGUCAGACACACACACACACACUAACAAAACACACACAUUAACAGACACACACUCACAGAUUUUUUUUUAUUCACCCCUCCCCCCAACCUCCUUACCUUUGGGAAUGCUGGGGGGAGGGGUUCAUUACCUCCCUGGUGGUCCAGUGGUUGCCGGGCUGGGCUGGGCGGCUGGCUGGCGAGGGAGCUCUUCCCCUGAGCGGUCUGCUCAGCUCCCUCGCGCCCCGCAGAGUGAGGCUGGGAGCCGGAAUAUUACGUCAUCUUCCGGCUCCCAGCCUCACUCUGCGGCGUGCGAGGGAGCUGAGCAGACCGCUCAGAGGAAGAGCUCCCUCGCCAGCUGCCCGCCCAGCGCCCAGCAUGUCUGUUAGCCACGAGGCUAACAAGGCAUUUGCCUGGGCAUUUGGGGGCAGCGUUUUUUGCCGCCCCCUGAAAAAUGCCACCCAAGGCAAAUGCCUUGUUUGCCUUGCGGCUAAUAUGCCCCUGCAUCCAUCUAUGAAAAUUCUAACUAUAGAAAUAGCUUAGUCUCUUAGAUGGCAUUGUAGCUUCACAGAAUAUUGACAAAGGCAUACAAUGGGGGUGUCAUUGUACUCAGCAGAUAUAGCUGAACAAAAGAUAGGGUUUUGUACAGGAAUAGCACACACGAGCUUUAUGAAAUACACAUUUAAAAAACCUUGUUAUACGUGUAUAUUUUAAAAAACAGGAAAAACACAAUUUUACUACAAUAUUCAGCAGAGAUUGGCAAUGACAUGUGUACGUAGAAAGUGUCAAAAUGACCUUAGGUAAGAAGCCUAUGAUGUCUAUUUUAUAUUAAUAUAUACUUUUAUUUUCUUUGAUGGCUAUUAAACUUACAAGACAAACAUACCAACUUCUAGAACUUGAAACGAUAAAGGCUGUGAUUCAGAGGUCACAAAGUUGAGCAGUGGAUCAGUGCCCAAAAAGCCCUAAGAUUACUUUCCCUAGAUGGGGAAUAACCCACGGAAAUAUAUAGAAAGCAAGAAGUGGGACUAGAUAGUCCUGGGCAGGAGAGUAAUAGAAUGGGGGAGGGAUCCCUACCUUUAAUAAUCCUAACACAGGAAUAAAAUAAAACAGUAAAAAAUAGGGAGACAAAGGUAGUAAGAGAAAAGAGAAAAACAGCCUGACAGGUCCUCUAACUGGGAUACAAGUCUAGGCUGCGUGUGAUCUAAGCCUAAUAGAUAGAAUAACCAGGUGGACAGAGGUACACUAGCAAAAAACUGGGCUAAAAUGAAGAGGUAAAAAGACCUCUAUAGGGGGAUAUCCACCCAAAACAACACCCAGACAAGAACCACACUGGUAAUAGUAUGUUGUCCCUAUUUACCUCGGCACUGUGGAGAACCACUGGUGCCAACCCGAACCCUACUCCCUGCCUGUCCUAGUAGCUAAAAUAAUUAAAUUAAAUCAAUCCAUAAGUGCUACCAAAAGAGUGAUAAAAUAAAUAAAUAAAAAUAAAUAAAGUAAAACUCGACCCACGUUUCGGGGUUACAGCACACCGUCUUCAGGAGCAAUGAACUUUAAGAUCUCCCUGUAUCGAUUUAAAUACCUGUGGUAGCAAUCAACUUCUUAAGUGUUGUCACGUAUGUAUUUUUGUGCCGUAUUUCCUGGCUGUUGAUUGGUCUACAACCGCUCAGGCGUUCACAUCACGAUACCUAUGAUCGUGACGUGAUCGGGGAGGCGUGGUGGCAGGAUACGUUUAUUGUGCCAUACCCACGUGGGGAAAGGGGAGCCUGUAGAAUGGGAGUGGUUAGUCUGCGUCAUCAAGUGACGACUAUGUCAUAUGAGUGGAGGCCUCCCAUUACUGAGAAGCUGAAUGAAUACCGCAAUCCUUAAUUGAUUGGGUCAUUCUCCUACCCAAUCAUCAUCAUCUGAUAAACAGAGAUGAUGAUAGGGGAAUGCAAAUUACCAUGAUCAGUAUGUCCAGCAGAUGAUACUAUAACAUAUCGAUACAAUAACAAGGGGUAUCGUCAGGGGCGUAUUAGCCGCGAGGCAAACAAGGCAUUUGCCUUGGGCGGCAUUUUCCAGGGGGCGCAAAAAACGCCGCCCCCAAAUGCCCAGGCAAAUGCCUUCUUGGCCGUGCGGCUAACUGACAUGUCGGGCGCUGGGCUGGGCGGGCGGCUGGCGAGGGAGCUCUUCCUCUGAGCGGUCUGCUCAGCUCCCUUGCGCGCCGCACAGUGAGGCUGGGAGCCGGAAGAUGACGUCAUAUUCCGGCUCCCAGCCUCACUGUGCAGCGCGCGAGGAAGCUGAGCAGACCGCUCAGAGGAAGAGCUCCCUCGUCAGCCGCCCGCCCAGCCCAACAGCCACUGGACCACCAGAGAGAGAGGGAACCCCCCCUCCCAAAGGUAAGGCAGUUGGGGGGGGGGGUAAAUAAAAAUAAGAUACAAAUGUGUUAAUGUGAGUGUGUGUAUAUGUCUGUGAGUGUGUCUGUUAAUGUGUGUGUGUUUUGUUAGUGUGUGUGUGCCUGACUGUGUGAGUGUGUGUGAGUGUCUGUGUGCAUCUGUUAGUGUGUGUCUGUUAGUGAGUGAGUGUGUGUCUGCUAGUGAGUGAGUGUGUGUCUGACUGUGUGUCAGUGAGUGUGUUUGCCUGAGUGUGUGUGUGUCUGCUAGUGAGUGUGUGUGUGUGUCCGUUAGUGUGUGUGUGUCUGUUAUUGUGUCUGUUAAUGUGUGUGUUUUGUUAGUGUGUGUGUGCCUGACUGUGUGAGUGUGUGUGAGUGUCUGUGUGCGUCUGUUAGUGUGUGUCUGUUAGUCAGUGAGUGUGUGUCUGUUAGUGUGUGUCUGCUAGUGAGUAAGUGUGUGUCUGACUGUGUGUCAGUGAGUGUGUUUGCCUGUGAGUGUGUGUGUGCGUGUGUCUGCUAGUGUGUGUGUGUGUGUCUGUUAGUGUGUGUGUGUGUGUCUGUUAGUGUGUGUGUGUCUGUUAGUGUGUGUCUGUUAGUGAGUGAGUGUGUGUCUGUUAGUGAGUGUCUGUUAGUGAGUGAGUGUGUGUCUCCUAGUGAGUGAGUGUGUGUCUGUUAGUGUGUAUGUGUGUGUCUGACUGUGUGUCAGUGAGUGUGUGUUUGCCUGUGAGUGUGUGUGUGUCUGCUAGUGUGUGUCAGUAAGUGUGUGUCUGUUAGUGUGUGUGUGUGUUUCUGUUAGCGAGUAUAUGUGUAUCUGUCAGUGAAUGUGUGUGUGUGUAUUUAGAAGGCGGGGGGAAGAGUUGGGGGGGCUGGUGCGGGGAGGGCUGGCGCGGGGGGGCGGGGGGGUUGCCUGAGUUUUGUCCUGCCUAGGGCAGCACAAAACCAGGAUACACCACUGGGCCCUUGUAGUACAGAUAAUUAGUGUAACUCCUUUAAAUAUACAUGGGGAUAACCACAUACAAACAUUACUUCAAAAUUCUGUUGGCCUUUUUUCUAAAAAGCUGUGUUCACAGAAAAAAAGCCCUCAGAUUGUUUUAUUCUUUAAAUCCCAAUAAGCAAGGUCAACGAUGAUAUUUCUGCUAAUGUGCCAAUAUUUCUAUACUGUCUGUUCUUAAGAUUAGGGAUAAUAUUAUAUUAUCUCUAGAACUUUGUCCAUCCAAUGUUUCUAUAAUUAAUGAUGAUAAUAAUACAUUUACAAAUAAUUUUCAAAUUAAAAGUGCGUAAUACUACCCAUGCUAGCUAUGCAUCCAGGUUCCAAACAAAAGUUAUGCUUAUAUAUUACUAAACGGAAUUCAGUAACUUAGUGAAGGGGUUAAACUGUCUUAGUAGCAAUCACAAAUACAAUAGCUGCCUUCAGUGAUUAAACUAUUUUCCUAGCAGUUAAACCCUGAAGUUAGUCUCCAGCCCCUUACACCUUCCUUCCUCCUGCCUGCCGAAAUAGGCAGGUAUAUCUACACAAAACAAAAACUAUACCAACAGGACACAAACAUCACAUACAAAUUAAACAUAGUUAGAUAUCAAAUAUAUUUUGCCAUUUAAAACUACACCUUAAAGGAACACUAUAAGGUCAGGAACACAAACAUGUAUUCCUGACCCUAUAGUGUUAAAAACACCAUCUAGCCCCCGUGGUCACCCCUUGCCCCCCUAAAGAUAGUAAGAUUGUAACUUUAUUCCAGUCUACUAUUACUGGCUCUGCCCCUGAUCUGCCACCAUCAUCAGAAGUGGUGAUCUCAGCCAAUCACAAUGCUUUCACAUAGAAAAGCAUUGGAUUGGUUGAACUUGUCAAGCAAGCAGAUCAGGGGCAGAGCCAGCACAAGUCAAACACAGCCCUUGCCAAUCAACAUCUCCCCAUAGAGAGGGAUGUAUUAGCCGCGAGGCAAACAAGGCAUUUGCCUUGGGCGGCAUUUUUCAGGGGGCGGCAAAAAACGCCGCCCCCCAAAUGCCCAGGGCAAAUGCCUAGUUAGCCUUGCGCUAACUGAUAUGGCCGGGCGGCGCUGGCGGUGGUGGUCGGGCUGGGCAGUGAGGCUGGGAGCCGGAAGAUGACGUCAUCUUCCAGCUCCCAGCCUCACUCUGCGGCGCGCGAGGGAGCUGAGCAGAACACUCAGAGGAAGUGCUCCCUCGCCUGCCGCCCUCCCGACCACCAGCCAGCGCUGCCCAGCCCGACCGGCAGCCACUGGACCACCAGGGAGAAAGAGGAACCCCCCCCAGCACUCCCAAAGGUAAUGAGGCUGGGGGGUUAAAUAAAAAGAAAAAUGUUUUUUGAUGUGAGUGUGUGUUUGUGUCUGACUGUGUGUGUGUUUUGUGUCUGACUGUGUGUGUUUGUGUCUGACUGUGUGUGUGUGUGUGUGUGUGUCUGACUGUGUGUGUGUGUGUUUGUGUCUGACUGUGUGUGUGUGUGCCUGACUGUGUGUGUGUGCCUGACUGUGUGUGUGUGCCUGACUGUGUGUGUGUGUGCCUGACUGUGUGUGUGUGUGUGCCUGACUGUGUGUGACUGUGUGUCUGACUGUGUGUUUGUGUCUGACUGUGUGUGUGUCUGACUGUGUGUGUGUGUGUUUGUGUCUGACUGUGUGUGUGUGUUUGUGUCUGACUGUGUGUGUGUGUCUGACUGUUUGUGUGUGUGUGUAUUUAGAAGGUGGGGCAGGGGGAAGGGUUGGGUGGGGGUGGCGUGGGGGGAGGGGGGUGCCUGAGUUUUGUCCUGCCUAGGGCAACACAAAACCAGGAUACACCACUGGGUAUCGUUAUGGAGACAGAUUAACAGCUACUACUGUGCACAGAUCAUUUAUCUAGUAAGGCUGCAAGCCAUACAAACACCGGAUAAGCUAAUUAUACUGUAACUAUGUAUCUCUCUUUAUCAAAAUGUUAUCAGUUCAUGUGUGGAAACUGAGGAAGGUGGCAAUGCUUCAAUCUGACCGUUUAGGUCAGUAUAAUCCCAUGACGUUUUUCUGGCCUCAGUAUUAGCGGUACAGGGAAGUGAAAAGAUAUAUGUAAAAGUGAUAUAUACAUGAUAAGUGAACCAUUUACAUUAUUUACAAGUAUAGUGCCUGCUAUCCAGAUAAGGACUUAAUAGGGGUGUCCCUACUAUUUAAUUACAUCUAGUAUAGAGAGAAAUUAGAGAAAGGUGGCAAAUGAGAAACCCUCAUUUAAUCCUGGAGGAGAAAGGGUCUUGAGUCUAUAAAUCCAAUAGGAUUCACGCUGUCUCAAUUUCUUGUCCCAAUCCCUUUCCGUUGGGUUUGUGGGAUGUAUUCUAUUCCCAUAAACCGUAAUUUAUUGGAGGAAUUUGAGUGAUAAAUUUCCAGAUGACGUGAUAUUGGGGUUUCUAAGGGUCUUCUAACCAAAUUGACAUGUUCCCUAAUCCUUAGUUUAAAGGGUCUAAAGGUUUGCCCCACAUACUUAAUGCCACACGAGCAGGUAAGUAGAUAAAUAACCCCCUCUGUUCUGCAAUUAAAGAAUGAGCGGACCGAGAAAAUUUCCCUGUUAUUACUAUCUGUGAACUCUUUAGAGUUUUUGUCGAUAAAUUUGCAUGCGCUGCAAUGUCCGCACUUGUAUGUCCCCUUAGGUGAGUAAUUAUUAGUCCCUCUCUUAAGAGGGGCUAAAUUACUUUGUACCAAAGUGUCUCGUAGGUUUUUACCUCUCCGUGCAGUCACAGAGGGAAAUGUGGUAAUUACCUGCUUAAUUUGUGGAUCAGACGUCAAAAUCGGCCAAUAGCGCCUAAGUGUACCCAUCAUGAAAUCCCAACCUGCAUCAUAUGUGGCAAUGCAGCGGAUCAGUUUUUGAUCCUGUACUUGUGCAUUGUCAUCAGUAAGAAGUAAAUCACGUUCAGUACCAAUGGCUCUGGCAUAUGCUCUGCGUCGGACCCUGUUCGGAUAGCCCUUCUCCUUGAAAGCUUGCCUAAGGUCCUAGGCUUUAAUUUUAAAAUCUUCUGUAGAAGAGCAAUUACGCCUCAAUCUUGAGGUUGGGGAUGAUAACUAGACCAAUUUAAGAGACUAUUAGUGGCAGUUUGUUUCUUAAAGAGGGUAGUUGAAACUCCUCCUCCAGAUUGUAAUGUUAUGGUUAUAUCUAGGAAAUUGAGUUGUUUACCGCCAAUCUCACUAGUCUCAGAUUAAGGUCAUUCAUGUUUAGGAGUCUAUUACUCUCCUGCCCAGGACUUUCUAGUCCCACUUUUUGCUUUCUAUACAACUUCUAGAAAUGUUUCACAUUAACCUUUUUAUUUUAGUCCUUGAAUUUUGUGACCUGUGACUUUCAAAAUAAACUGAAAUCCUACACAUAUUAGGUACUCUAAAAAUCAAGACACAUAAAUUAAUUAAUUUAUUAAUUUUGUUUCUCCCCUCCCCCAAUUAUUUUGCAUUUUUUUUAUAAUAAAUGAGAAUUUAUAUAAGUAUAUAUCAACAUUAAAUUAAAGCCCUUUUUGUCCUCCAGCUUCUGAAGCUGCGUCCUUAAGGGGUUAACUGAGAUUUGCAUGGAUCUGGGAUAAAAAGGCUUAAAAAAAAGCUAGAAAAACUGCCUAAAUUCACUUAAUUUUGUUAUCUAGGCCUAUCUGUCUAGAAUUAAUUUGCAAUCCAUAAAUUCAACUUGUUAAGCAUGCUGAUAACAAAAAAGACUGUAAAAGCUGCGACCAAUUCGAAAUUGGCCAGCAAAAGCCAUUUUCCACCUGGUCAUGUAAUGGAGGAGGAGGAAAUCGGCUAAUGCUAGACAAUUAGGAGGGACAAAAGGAGCUCAAGCUUACACUAGUUAUUAUGGAGCAAAUGCUAGAUUUGAAAAUCUUAGCAAACUGACUUAUUAACUGAAAUUGCAGCUGUUCGCAAAUACAUAUGCGAAUUGGACACUUGCAUCGCUCGAAUGGAAGAGGCACCGAAAGUUCGAGUCGACUGGUUCUGGGGAUCUAAUAGCUCAACGUGUAAUUCGGUCUGGUUUACCGAAUUUGACGGAUUGCAAAUGAAUUCUAGACAAAUGCCAUAG